AUGCCUUCUAGAUGCCAUGACCUAGUUGUUGAGCAUCAGAGAGGGUUGACAAUUUUAGGUUAUCCGGCUUUCACACCUAAUCUGCUGAUUCAUGGCUUAGAUCCUCCUCAAUUCCAGAUACUCAUUGCCAAUGGAAAGACUGUCGAUGCGAACGAGAUAGUCGCGGGAGCAGGAAUGUAUCCACUCGACUUAAAUGAUAAUAUAAAGGACUAUAAGUGGUUUGUGUCUAUGGAUCAUGGUGGGCAAUACGAAACUGAUGACCAAGGAUGGAGCUACGGGUGGAGAUUCGGCAGCCAUCACUGGAAGUCAAAGAAUGGUUUCGUGAGGAAGCGUUUCUGGACUAGAAUGCCUGCAAAACCCGAACAACUUUACAUCGAAGACACUGUAGAUAACGACCAAUUUCCACAAGACAGCAGCGCCAGUGAGUGUGGUGAAGUCUCUGCCACAGAGAUGAUGUCGCCAGAAGACGCCCUGAUAAAGGACCUCGAAAGGCCUCUAGUCGAUAGACAAAGACUUGAAAAGAUUCAGGAAUUUUUAAGGCCGUUAUCCGUUGAAGAUAUGAAGAAAUUGUGUACUAGUGAUUCACCCUUCUUGAACAAGGUUUUGAAGACUCUACUUUUUGAGAUGUCGAAGAAGAAACUUCUAGAUGUUGUGCUGCCAGAACUGCUUAUACAGAAAGAAAAAUCCAGACCACUUUAA
Molecule: messenger RNA, 699 nt
Organism: Lachancea fermentati
Lineage: Eukaryota; Fungi; Ascomycota; Saccharomycetes; Saccharomycetales; Saccharomycetaceae
Source: the annotation of a GenBank genome assembly